GCUUGUGGAAAUAAAUCCUAUGGGCUCACCAUUUUCGUCAUUUUCGAAGCGACAUUCACAGCAGUUAGAGCUCAGUUCGAAUCAAAAAUUAAAAAAAAAAAAAAAGCAAACUAAAUAUUUGUAUAAUUUUUAAAUAAACGGAACCUAUUGAUUUAUCCCUUAGCCCAAGAAUGCCAGUUUCCCCAGGAGAGGCGGAAUUCAAUGGCGGCGGAGAUGUGGCCAAGAACGACUCCCACUCGCAGCAAUCGAUGGAGGGACCCAAUGCCUUCGCCGCCUGCCAGAAGCCGCGUCCGGAUGUCAGUUCCAUGCCGGUGCGCCAGUAUCUCGACCAGACAGUGGCGCCCAUUUUGCUGCACGGACUGCAGGCUUUGGCCCGGGAUCGACCCAGUGAUCCGAUCAGUUUCCUGGCUACCUAUCUCUUGAAGAACAAGAACCGCUGUGACGAGAUCAAGAUGGAAGAAAACUAGUUGCCCUUGUCUUGUUCCCUUAUUGUUUGACGCCUUAUCAUGACGCACUGCAGGCCGAUUUUUAGUUUUGCACACCAAAAAUUACUCUUGUACACAACUUAUCGCUGAUUAAAACUGAUUAAAACUGAA
This is a messenger RNA of Drosophila santomea, 596 nucleotides long. Its product is annotated as protein dpy-30 homolog. The record is from RefSeq and is a predicted model, not a curated record. Gene Ontology annotation, cellular component: Set1C/COMPASS complex. Bases 171 to 467 code for a protein of 98 amino acids. The transcript has 2 exons. Lineage: Eukaryota; Metazoa; Arthropoda; Insecta; Diptera; Drosophilidae.